Molecule: messenger RNA, 589 nt
Organism: Dicrocoelium dendriticum
Lineage: Eukaryota; Metazoa; Platyhelminthes; Trematoda; Plagiorchiida; Dicrocoeliidae
Source: the annotation of a GenBank genome assembly
GCUCGCAUUUUUAAUGCCUGGUUAUAAGCGGACGAAAAUCACUUCACUCGCUCGCUGGUACUCGCUUCACAACAAGAAGGAUGGAUCUACAAAUCUCAAAAGACCUCAUUUAAAUGCUUUGAAGACAAGAUUUGCCGUCGAAGAAUCUAUGAUUGCAAUAGAGAAAGAAAUCGAUCAAGUUCUUCGCCAAACUGCAUGCACUUCCUACAGUCCUGCUUUUGUCGAUCAGCUAAACAGGAAACUUUCCAAGUUGCAGCGUGAGCAUACGGCCCGUAAACAGAAGCUGCAUACGUUUGCUCAAUCCAAUACUGAUGCUAAACUGGCUUCUUCUGAUUUGCAUGAAGCACACUCCAUGGAUAACUUAUCACAAACUAUCUCUUCGUUGAAUCAUCCCCUAGCCUUGACGAGAUUGCCUUUACUGCAGGGCAUGUGCAUCCCGGAUUCGCCCCCUCCCCAAGGCCUUGUUUCUUACGAUACCUCUGGAGAUGAAUCUUAAAAGCUUUUUUCUACUUAUCUUUAUAUUUAUCUUAUUUAUUAGAAUUUAUGCCUCGUUGGAUAAAUAAAUAAAUGCGGUACUUAUGAAAAGCGC